CAAGAGUAAAACUGAUAACCUGAAGGAUUAGUAGAUGUGUUUCAAAAGGUGUUCAGAGUGGUUGAAGGAAGCGGUGACAGGAAGGAAACGCUGGUGUGAGCUAUACUUUCAGAGAAACAGUUUGAUGUCACAUCACAAAGAGGUACAAUGGAUCCAACAAGUCUUCAACGCCUCGUCUUCCUCACCUCCCUGCUGAGCUGCUCCACUAACCAGGCUCGUCUGACGGUGACUCCCAGCAGCUCUCAGGUAUUUACAGGAGAACGUGUCUCUCUGAGAUGUGAGGACGCCUCUGAUGGAUGGACUGUGAGGAGAAACACGUGCAGGGAAAGAAGAGCUCAGUGUGGAGUCGACUGGGGAAGAUCUAAUGGUUCCUCCUGUACCAUCAGCCCCACGGUGCCAUGGGACAGUGGAGAGUACUGGUGUGAGUCCACAGAGGGAUCCACCAGUAACACCAUCACCAUCACCGUCUCUGGUGGAUCAGUGAUCCUGCAGAGUCCUGCCCUCCCUGUGAUCGAGGGAGAUGACGUCACUCUGACCUGUAGAACAAAGAUGGCCGACCCCCCCUCUGCUGAUUUCUACAAAGAUGGCGUCUCCAUCAGGAAUGAGUCUGAUGGUCACAUGACCCUCCACCAUGUAAACAGGUCUGAUGAAGGCCUCUACAAGUGUAGAGUCCAGAAUAAAGGAGAGUCUCCAGAGAGCCGGCUGUCUGUCUCAGAGAAACCCACCACCACUGCAAGUCCUCCUACCUCCAGCUCUGUUUCUCCAACUUCCACUUCAACGCCUCCUUCCUUCUGGUUGCUUCCUGUUACUGCAUCCCUCUGUGUUCUGGUUCUGCUGGUUCUGUUGGUGGUUCUGGUUGUUCUGGUGCGACGAUGCAUCCGAAGGAAACCUGAAGCUGCUGAAGUGGAAAAGGGAGAAGACGUCACAUACAGCGAUGUCAAAAUAUCCCAAAGCCGGAACAAGCCAAUCAAACAGAGCCGACGGGGCCGAGAGAGCGGUCCAGCUGCAGUUUACUCUGAAGUGAAGACGAAGAGAGACGUCUGUUACGGAGAGAUCGUGAUCAACACAAACAGGAGGAGAGCUGCUGAAGUGAAAAUGGGAGAAGACGUCACAUACAGCGAUGUCAAAACAUCUCAAAGCCGGAAGAAGCCAAUGAAACAGGGCCGACGGGGCAGAGAGAGCGGUCCAGCUGCAGUUUACUCUGAAGUGAAGACGAAGAGAGACGUCUGUUACGGAGAGAUCGUGAUCAACACAAACAGGAGGAGAGCAGAGAUCGUCCCCGAGCCGGACGUCCUGUACUCGUCUCUGAAGUAAACCUGAAGAAGGACUCCUGGACAUCUUUUUAUUCUCUGUGUUACUAGUGACUCUACAGUGACUCUUGAGCAGAGGAGUAAAGGCUGUUCUGCUGCUGUGGUUCUGUGGGUUUCACUUCGCUGACAAACAGCUCCAUUUGUUCUGGUUUGGUCGCGGCUAACCGAGAACAGAAACACACCUGAUAACAGAGGACACACACGGCAGACACACACACUGUGUGCAGUUUAUAUUGUGUAUAUCAAAUCAUGGUGGAAGAAGUACUCAGAUACUUUACUGAUGUAAAAGUACAAGGUACACAAGUACAGAGGCAAGUACAGAUGAAUCCAAAGAGCUGCAUUACCGCCCUCUGCUGGAUGAAAAACUAAACUUUCCCUCAAACCAAUUACUAUAUGUACGACCAACACACUAUGCUGUCGCCCGAAUCAGUGACCCGGCAUCCAGCUUUGCACUGCUGCUGACGGAUGACAUCCUGCAGCAUAUUGUGUCCAUGACAAACCUGCAUGGGAGACGGUCAAUUGCAGAGUGGCGAGAUAUGGACACAGAGGAACUGCAGGUUUACGUGGGGCUGCUCAUUUUGGCCGGUGUUUACAGGUCAAAAAAUGAAUCGACCCUCAGCCUCUGGAGUGAGAAAUCGGGACGAAGCAUUUUCCGAGCCACGAUGUCCCACAAGAGGUUUCACCAAAUCAGCCGAACACUGCGGUUCGACGACAAGCUAUCCCGACCGCGGCGCCGUGAUGACAAGCUGGCUGCCUUCCGCAAAGUCUGGGAUAUGUGGACGCACCGCCUGCCGAUGCUGUUCAGCCCAUUCAGCGACGUCUGCGUGGAUGAACAGCUCGUCCCAUUCAGAGGCAGGUGCAGCUUCAAGCAGUACAUGCC
Molecule: messenger RNA, 2190 nt
Organism: Trematomus bernacchii (emerald rockcod)
Lineage: Eukaryota; Metazoa; Chordata; Actinopteri; Perciformes; Nototheniidae
Product: low affinity immunoglobulin gamma Fc region receptor III-like
Exons: 10
Coding region: 148-1314 (388 amino acids)
Biological process (GO): cell surface receptor signaling pathway
Molecular function (GO): transmembrane signaling receptor activity
Source: RefSeq, a predicted model, not a curated record